This is a messenger RNA of Motacilla alba alba, 1560 nucleotides long. RefSeq names its product aquaporin 5 (gene AQP5). The record is from RefSeq and is a predicted model, not a curated record. Bases 192 to 986 code for a protein of 264 amino acids. Lineage: Eukaryota; Metazoa; Chordata; Aves; Passeriformes; Motacillidae. Gene Ontology annotation, cellular component: apical plasma membrane; plasma membrane. The transcript is spliced from 4 exons. Gene Ontology annotation, molecular function: water channel activity. Gene Ontology annotation, biological process: transmembrane transport.
UGCAGGUUCACAUGGUAAUUUGGGAGGACUGGCUAAUCCCCUGGCUCCACCCACCACCCUGUAACACAGCUCCUGCUGCUCUUGCAUAUAUAGAUAGGUAUGGCCCUACACCCGGCUGCACACACCAGAGCCUGGACACAGAGCAAUCCUAAACUUUCUUCCUCCCUGGCUGCCCUCCACCUGCUCCCGCCAUGAAGAAGGAAAUACUAACCCUGGCCUUUGCUCGAGCCGUCUUUGUGGAGUUCCUCUGCACGCUCAUCUUCGUCUUCAUUGGGCUGGGCUCGGCGCUGAAGUGGCCGUCGGCGCUGCCCAGCAUCCUGCAGAUCGCGCUGGCCUUCGGGCUGGCCAUCGGCACCUUGGUGCAGGCCUUCGGCCACAUCAGCGGCGCGCACAUCAACCCCGCCGUGACCAUCGCCUUCUUCGUGGGCAACCAGAUCUCCCUGCUCCGCACGCUGCUCUACGUGGUGGCCCAGCUGGUCGGGGCCAUCGCCGGCGCCGGGAUCCUCUACGGCGUCACCCCCGCCAACACCCGCGGCAACCUGGCCAUCAACGCGCUCAACAACAACAUAACCCCAGGCCAGGCCCUGGUGGUGGAGAUCAUCCUCACCUUCCAGCUGGCCGCCUGCAUCUUCGCAUCCACGGACAACCGGCGCAGCGGCGUCGGCUCCCCCGCACUGUCCAUCGGCCUCUCUGUCACCGUGGGCCACCUGGUGGGGAUUUACUUCACCGGCUGCUCCAUGAACCCUGCACGCUCCUUCGGGCCCGCCGUCGUCACCAGGAGGUUCAGCCCCGCGCACUGGGUGUUCUGGGUUGGGCCCAUCCUUGGGGCUUGCUUGGCCUCCCUGCUCUACUUCUACAUCCUGGUCCCCUACUGCAUGAACAUGUCCGACAGGGUGGCCAUCAUCAAGGGCACCUACGAGUCCGAGGAGGAGUGGGAGGAGCAGCGGGAGGAGAGGAAGAAGUCCAUGGAGCUGACCCCGCCGUAGGAGCAGCUGGCAAAGCCAAGCCGAGGGAGGGGAGGAAGGCCCACCCGUGGGCUCGCGUGUGCCCCAAAGCCAGGCAACCACCGCACCCAGCUGCAGCUGCUGACUCUUCAUCCAACCUUCCCAUCCAGGCCCCCGUGGAUGCCGGAAGGCCGGGGGGCUCUCUCUGCGUGUAAAGAACCCCUGCAUGAGCUCUAGAACCUCUCCAGCUUCCCCACAGCCGCAAAGCCCCUCAGGCAGGCCCUGGCACCCUCGGCUCCAGCCCUGCCCUCCCGGUGCAGCUCUGCGCCGUGGCAGGGCCCCACACCCCACACCAGCUCUGCGCCGUGGCAGGGCCCCACACCCCACACAGGGGCACCUGCAGGACCUCACCUGGCCCAGGUAUGGGAACCCCUGGGGGAAGGGGAACAACUGCUUAGGGCAGGGGGGUGCAGCUACCCCCAGCCCAGGGGCUGCUCGUAGAUGCUCUUUCACCUUUCCUGGUGCUGGGAGUCCUUUUUAUUCCCGAAGAACAAGACUUUUUGGAUUCUGUGUUGAGACCUUUGUAUUAUAGUUUAUUAUUUAUUGCAAAUAAAGG